Molecule: messenger RNA, 1075 nt
Organism: Cynara cardunculus var. scolymus (artichoke)
Lineage: Eukaryota; Viridiplantae; Streptophyta; Magnoliopsida; Asterales; Asteraceae
Exons: 5
Coding region: 123-920 (265 amino acids)
Molecular function (GO): ubiquitin binding
Source: RefSeq, a predicted model, not a curated record
CUCCCUAAUUCAUUUCCAGAUUCUGGUAUUCUAUCACCCUGUUUAUCCGAUCGGAUUGAUUGUUUCGUUGCUUGAUUUUACCAGAAGCAGAAUUCGAUUUAUGAUUGAUUUGAUCACACACAAUGUCUGCGAUAGUCUGUGGGAAGAGAUCUUUCUUCGAAGAAUUACCAACGUCAACGGGUUCUGUGUCUCCUCCCGUUUCUAAGAAGCUUCGUUGUUCUUCGUCGAAUUCACCGGUUCGGCGUUCGCCUUUCACCAACUCACCGACGGCCUCUGCCCUUAUCGAUCAGCUUCGGGUUGUUUUCCCUAACACGGACAAGCAGCUCCUGGAGAAAGCGCUAGAAGAAAGUGGCAAUGAUUUAGAUUCUGCCAUCAAGAGUCUCAAUGAACUUUAUUUUGGAUAUAUGGAUGGGAAUUCAGGUCAUAUGGCAUUGUCAAAUGCAGCUUCUAGCGAAGAAUAUGUUACUGUGGAGAAGUCAUCAGCCAAUGGCAACACUCCAAGAAGUGGUGCAGAAUGGGUUGAACUGUUUGUCACAGAAAUGAUGAAUGCUACCAGUGUUGAUGAUGCUAGAUCUCGUGCCAUGAGGAUGCUGGAGAGCUUGGAGAAAUCUAUAAAUGAAUGUAGUGGUGGUGAGGCUGCACAAAGCCUUCAUAAGGAAAAUACGGCCGUGAAGGAACAAAUCGAAGUUCUAGUGCGGGAGAAUAGCAUACUGAAACGUGCUGUAGCCAUUCAGCAUGAACGACAGAAAGCUUACGAGGAGAGCAGCCAAGAGGUGCAACAGUUGAAGCAGAUGUUGUCAACGUAUCAGGAGCAGUUGAGGACUCUCGAGGUGAAUAACUAUGUGCUGAGGAUGCAUUUGAGACAAGCUCAGGAAAGCAACAACUGUAUGCCAGGACGGUUUCACCCAGAUGUCUUCUAAUAAGAGAAACAAGUAUGUAUAUGUUUAUUUAGAAUAUAUAUAUAUAUAUAUAUAUAUAUAUAUAGUUUGUUGUAAGGGCGUAAGGCUACAUUUGCCAUGUAAAGUGAAGUUAGAGGACAAGACCUCCAUGUGUUGUUGGUAUACAAUAAUUGUUU